Lytechinus variegatus (green sea urchin) is the source of this 6203-nucleotide messenger RNA. RefSeq names its product protocadherin Fat 4-like. Gene Ontology annotation, cellular component: cell-cell junction; plasma membrane. Bases 389 to 5707 code for a protein of 1772 amino acids. Lineage: Eukaryota; Metazoa; Echinodermata; Echinoidea; Temnopleuroida; Toxopneustidae. Gene Ontology annotation, biological process: homophilic cell-cell adhesion. Gene Ontology annotation, molecular function: calcium ion binding. The record is from RefSeq and is a predicted model, not a curated record. The transcript has a single exon.
AUUGGAGUAGGCCCAGUACCGGUAUUAGCAUAGUCUGCUAGCGCUAGCGCUAUAGCAUGCGCAGUGUAUUUGUGUACCGUACCGGUACACUGGUAUUAUCGAUCUGACUCGCUGCUUUAGCGGAGUGAAACAUUUCAGUUAUGAACUCUUGGACAUUUUUCGAUUUCUUCGCGUCGGUUUGUUGAAAAACAUUGAAGUGAAUAUGAAAGUACACUUAAGGUCAUGGAGAUAGUGGAGUAUAUAAUAUUCUUCUGAACGGAAUCGUCUAUUAGUGACAUUUUAUUUGUUUCUUUGCAUACUGACGAUGUCGAUGGGAACGAAACUGUGUUGUGGACCCGCGGAGCCGUGCCUGCAGUUGUGUUGAGGUUUCACUAGGGACGCUUGCCUGAUGCCAGUGAGUGACGCCGCCGUAUCCAGGAUGUGCGGUGCCCCGAGAGUUCGGGGGAAGAUGUGUUGUGACGAGCGGACAAUGUGUAGAGGCUCGCAAAGCCCAAACUUGUUUGAAAUGAUGUCGCGGUCCAAGAGGAAAAGAUGGACAAACAUGAUGCCUGGAGCGUUGGUGCUAUAUUUGACUUUACUUUGUAUGUUUCCAGGAGGAGCAAAGGCACAAAAUAGAGCAACUACAAAUGAUAUAAACUUGUUUGUUGAUGAAAAUCAACCACCUGGGACUUAUGUGGGUUCUGUAGCUGAGGAUGGUGCAACUAGCAACUCGUAUUCAUUUCUAUCUUCUCCUCCAAAUGACUUUGAAUUUCAGCUCAAUAGUAGUACAGGAAUUAUCACCACUACAGUACGCAUAGAUAGAGAGUUAUUGUCAAAUGAUUUGUUCAUACUUCCAGUGGCAGUAGCAACAUCGGCUGCCACAAAUAUUGUGGAUGUUAAAAUAACGGUCAGUGACUUGAACGAUAACUCUCCAGUUUUCCCUCAACCUGUUAUCAGUUUGUCAUUUUCUGAGAAUGCGGACAGUGGAAGUGUGCAGAUUCUUCCAUCUGCUAUGGAUGCUGAUAAAGACAGUAACGGCUACAUCAGCACGUAUCGGAUUGAAAGCGUGAGUGGAGAAGGAGAUGAUGUCUUUUCGCUCCAAACUUUCCGUCCUCGUGAAGAUGCCGAGUACACAGUCUCACUUGUCACCAACUCACUUCUCGACAGGGAGACGGAGGAUUUUUACAUCUUGAAUAUUUCAGCUACUGACAACAGCUCAACCCCUAGAACUGGUUAUCUCAUUGUUAAUGUCACCAUCACAGACGUCAAUGAUAACUCCCCAAUUUUCACCCAAACGACCUAUGUUGCUACAGUCAAUGAAAGCUCAGCAGCUGGAACAUCAGUUGUGCACCUCAAUGCUACCGACAUUGAUGAAGGUUCAAAUGGUGAGAUAGUGUACCGUUUGAAAAAUGAGCAAUCUGAUAACUUUGCCCUGGAUCCUGAUACGGGAUGGAUCACUCUUCUUCGUCAGUUACCAUAUACUUCUAAUGGUUAUCUGUUUGAGGUCACGGCUACAGACAAAGGAUCACCUUCCCAAUCGAGCUCUGCAUUUGUAAAGGUUAUGGUAGAGGAUGAAAAUGAUAACAGUCCUGUCAUUAUGGUGUUAACUCAAGACAUUGAAGCCAGUGGUGUUCAUCAAGUUAGUGAGACCAUUAUGCCGGGACCUCUUUUCACUCUCAGAGCCAUGGAUGAUGACAGGGAUGACAAUGGAAGGGUUUCUUUGAACAUCUAUAGUGGUAACGAACGGAAUGACUUUUCAGGGAGCUCUAUUCCUCUGCCAACUGGAGAUGUGGUCUUCAUCCUCCGGGUAUCUCAAACGGCUAAUAUCGAUAGGGAGAUAACGGCUUCUUACAACCUCACAUUUGUUGCACAAGACAUGGGAACACCGACCCAGACAACAUACAGAUCCAUUAUCAUUUAUGUUGUGGAUGAGAAUGACCAUGCCCCUGAGUUCCUCCAGGGAUCUUACCAUGCCCUCCUUUCGGAAUCGUUGCAGAUUGGCAGUUUUGUGGAAAGUGUGACUGCUACUGAUGCAGAUGUUGGAAUCAAUGCUGAUAUAGUCUAUUCCAUAACUGGAGAUGAAUAUGGGUGGUUUCAAAUAGAUAAUAAAACUGGACUUGUGACAACUAAGGAAGAGCUGGAUCAUGAAACAGCCGCCCAGGUCAUCCUGACAAUAACAGCAUCUGACCAAGGCCUGGAACCCAUGACAAACACCACCACCCUUACCAUUGAUAUCCUCGAUGAGAAUGAUGAGUAUCCUGUCUUUAACCAGAGCAUAUACAGUGAGACUGUUCGUGAGAACUCUCCUGGCCGGGAUCUAGUUCAAGUUCUUGCUACAGAUUUAGAUAAUGGAGUGAAUGGAGAAGUAACCUACACCAUUAGCAGUGACCAGUACUCUGACAUUUUCAGUCUUGAUUCAGAGAGUGGAUUGCUUCAAAUAACAGCAUCUCUAGAUCGUGAAGAACAAGAUUUAUAUGAACUUGAAAUCAUUGCAUCAGAUGGUGGUGUUCCUCCACUUCAGGCCACCGCUACUGUCAAUAUCGCUGUGUUAGAUCAAAAUGACAAUCCCCCUCAAUUCUAUCCCACAGAGUACUAUGCGAGUAUAAGGGAGAAUGAACCAGCUGGACUCUUUGUUACCAUCGUUUCAGCAACAGAUCUUGAUGUCGGUGUUAAUGGAGCAAUCACUUUCUCUCUCUCAAACUCAUCAAAGUUCCAGAUUGACAGCAGAUCUGGAAACGUUACCACGCUAGAGUCACUUGAUAGGGAGCAGGAAUCCUCUUAUACCCUUACAGUACAUGCUCAAGAUGGUGGAGGAGAAUCUGCCACUCAACCAGCAACAAUCUAUGUCUCUGUCACUGAUACCCUUGACAAUCCUCUUGAAUUUGAAUUAAACCCUUACAGAUUUCAGCUGGAAGAAAAUCGCCCUAAUAGUACAGAAGUUGGAACUGUCCUAGCUACAAGUAUGGAUUUGAAUGUAGAAAUCACAUAUGCGAUUGUCAAUGGAGAUCCAAAUGGACUGUUUGUGAUUGACUUCUAUUCUGGGGUCAUCAAGACAAGGCGUUCUAUUAACCGUGAAGCAUUUGAAUCUACUACUUUCCGAUUGACAGUUUUAGCUGUUGAUGGUUCUCAGAAUGGGCAGACUGUUGUUGAGAUCGAGAUCUUGGAUAUCAAUGAUAAUGCACCAGUCUUUGCACUCCAGGAAGAUCAGGUGGAUGUGGUUGAAAACUGGGCUAUUGGAUAUGAAUUCUACGCUGUUCAAGUUACAGAUGCAGAUAGUCCUCCAAAUAAUUUGAUCCUUUAUGACAUAUCAAUGAACUUUGACAACCGCUUUGGCAUCAAUCAUACUUCUGGAGUGUUGUUCUUGAGUAAGGAUCUUCAAAGCUACCCAGAAAAGGAGUAUAAUCUGCAAAUCCAGGCUACAGAUUAUGGCACCCCUCCCCUGUCUUCCAGUAUGAACCUCCUUGUCAGCGUACGAGAUGUCAACAACAAUGCUCCCGUUUUUGCCGACUCUAUUAACACAACUCUGAGAUUAACAGAAUCGAUUCCUGUUAACAGAAUAGUCAUCCAUGCUUUGGCCACAGAUGCUGAUGAAGGUACCAAUGGUGAAAUCACCUACAGCAUUGCCAGUGGGAAUACAGCAGACAGCUUUGGUAUAUUUCCUAAUGGCAUGGUGUAUGUAAAGAGAGCACUGGACAGGGAGCAGGUUGACCAGUAUGACCUGGCUAUUGAAGCUACAGAUGGUGGUGUGCCAUCCAUGACCUCUACACUUAUGUUAGAAAUUAUCGUUCUUGAUGAAAAUGAUAACCGACCUUUCUUUGACAAUGCCACCUACAAUUUCUACUUAUCAGAGGAAGCUGGUGUCAAUGCAUUUGUUGGUACAAUCCAUGCAGUAGACAAUGAUGUCGGUAAAAAUGGAGAACUUACAUACUCUUUCACAGCAAAUCAUAGUCUCUUUACACUUAACCCUAUGUCUGGUGCCAUAACAUGUAAAGUGAGCCUUGAUAGAGAAAGCCUUGUUGAAUCAGGCCAGCCAACUACCUUUUCUAUUCGUGUACGAGUCCGUGAUGGUGGACAGUCGCCCCUUCAAGAUCAUGCUGAUGUGAACAUUCAUAUUGUUGAUAUCAAUGACAGCCCUCCAGCAUUCAACCGUGAGAGUUAUCAGGCCUCCGUUUCUGAACUAGCUCAGAAUCAAACAUUGAUCAUCAGAGUCAGCGCCACAGAUGACGAUGUUGGAGAUAACGCUAAUAUCCUUUACAGCAUCAUCGGUGGAAAUGAAGAGCGACAUUUUCAUAUAGAUCAUGUACAUGGCCAGAUAAUCCUUAUUGCUCCUUUGGAUCGUGAAGUAACUGAUAACUAUGUUCUAAGGGUGAAAGCUCGCGAUGGAGGUACUGUUCCGCAGGAAUCGUUUGUUGAUGUUGAAAUCACAGUCCUUGAUGAGAAUGAUCACCGACCUUCAUUUGAUUCAAAUGUGCAGAGAGAGAUUGAGGUUACAGAGUGUCUGCAAAUUGGUGACAUCAUUGGUAGUGUCCGAGCAACAGACAUGGAUAUCAAUAGCAAUGGACGGGUUUCUUAUACAAUCACUGGAGGUAAUCUUGAUGGAGUAUUUGGAGUCAACAGCAACUCUGGAGAAGUGUACUUGACAGGAUUCCUUGAUCAUGAGGCAACAUCCCAGUACUUGCUUAACAUAACAGCUCGCGAUGGUGGCAGUCCUUCUCUUCAGGCUGUUUUAUCCUUGGUCAUAAAUAUCAGAGACUGCAACGAUAAUAGUCCUAUCUUUGCUUAUGUUGGAGUUCCUGAAAUUGAUGAAGAGGAAGCUGAAGGAUUUCAAGUUGUUAGAGUCAGUGCCUCUGAUUCAGACUCUGGAGUCAACGGUGAAGUACGAUUUUCCAUUUUAAGUCAGCGACCUGCCAGAGAUUUCUUUGCUAUUGACCCAGAGAGUGGCUGGAUCACCACCAGUAGUCGAAUUGAUAGAGAAUCUGAAGUGAUAGCUACAGAUCAGUUCAUCCUCACUGUCCAUGCCACUGACCUGGCUGUCCCUGUGGAGAGUAGGCGUACUGCCACUGUUGAUGUUGUCAUCUUUGUCAGAGACAUCAAUGACAAUGCACCAAGGUUUACUUCUCAGCAGGCUGCUGUCAUUUCCAGAAGCACCUCAACAAACACCAAAGUGGCCACAUUGCAUGCUGAUGAUCCUGAUACUGGUGUUAACGGGCAGGUCACCUACACAUUGCUCUCAACAGGGGUGCCUUUCAGACUGGACUUGAACUCAGGUGAUCUGACCCUUACACAGACCAUUCCAUCAUCGGUCAACCUCUAUUCCUUGGACAUUCAGGCCCAGGAUGCAGGCAGCAACCCCCAGCAGCAGAUGACCACCUUCACCCUGACAAUAAUCAUCUCAGACGGCCAGAGCUCUGUGUUGAACUAUGUCCAGAGUUCUUACUCUGGAUCAGUACGUGAGAAUCAACCCUCUGGGACUGAAAUCGUUAAUGUUGUAGCACAGUACUCUGAUGGCCGCUCUGCUACGGUGAGGUACUACGUUUCUGGUGUGACUGCGGGAGGAGUCAACAAGGGAAACCUGAUUGUUGCUAGUCCUACCAAUGGAAUUAUACGUACUGGUGAUGUCCUGGACCGUGAAGACCUGGGAGGAGGAUCAUCUCUAGUGGCUACUGUCUAUGCUGUUGACACAAGCUCUUCAUCUUCCCAUGUGAAAAGUGUGCAGGUAAGAAACUGAUUUUAAUAAUUCUAUCUAAUGAUAUCAUCAAACCAAAAAUUAAAUCUCACAUAGGCUUAUAAUAUAAACUUACAUGGAUGUCCACAACCACUGGAUGGUCCCUAACAAUAAUAUAACCAUUGAUAUUGUUAUUUUCUAACUUGAUUCUCCAAACUUGUAGUGAAAUACCUGUUUUACGGUUUCAUGAUAUCAAAGCACCAUGUCAUUCCAUGUUGAUUAUGCUGUUGUCAUUGACUUUGAUGCUUGCACAUUUGAAAAACAGAGAGUGGAAGUGAGAGAGAUAUUGAAGGGGUGAGGGUGGCUGAGAGUGAGAGAGAAAGAGGUUUCAUAAUACGAAAGUGGGGGUUAAGACACCAGAUAUAAACAUUGACUUUCCAUUUUCCACAGGUAAUAGUGAUGCUCAAAAGCUGUGAAUACCUUACCCUCUGACUGGGAAAUUAAAUCUGAUCUACCUUGCAUUUAAAUUGUGAUCUUAAAAGCAUUUUGAACUACAUGU